This is a messenger RNA of Colletotrichum costaricense, 645 nucleotides long. RefSeq lists its product as uncharacterized. Bases 1 to 645 code for a protein of 214 amino acids. The transcript has a single exon. NCBI's taxonomy places the organism in Eukaryota, Fungi, Ascomycota, Sordariomycetes, Glomerellales, Glomerellaceae. The record is from RefSeq and is a predicted model, not a curated record.
AUGCCUUUUAUCUCUCUCUCCCCCUCCUGCAAGGCUUCCCUUUGGAAAGGGAAACCUUCCUGUCGUUGGGAUAGGAUAGAUAGAGCCAGUCAUAACCCCGGGGCGAAGAUCAGCGUACACUUGUACGGAUGCUACGUAAAAAAGGACCACCCCUCGGAUAUGCUUCCUCUGUACUGUCAGCCAUACAGCUCGCGUGAGGAGCCGGUUGGCUGGAAGCCAUGCCAACCGCCGCGCUUGGAUGGGAAAGGGAGGGGGCAUAUUCUUCCAUUUAGUGUUUGGUCAAUUCUGCUUCGCGAAGCAGCAUGCCCAUCAUCCAUCCCGAGGACCAUCGGAGAGGAGACGCAUAUGUGGAAGCAGGCUAUAAGGCAACAAGAAGGAAAUAAGGUAGAUGUUCCGGUCUCUCAGACCGGGGAGACGGGCUCGCGUGCGGGAAUGGACAUGCAGAACCGGAGAGGGAGUGAAGACGUGCAGCUCGGCGCUUGUCGAACGCCCAAUAAACGCAGCGGUGGAGACCUUCCCAGACAAGAGGCGCUCCAGCACUCUAGAAAGGAGGGGGGAGACGUGAACGUCGGAAGAGAAGGGGGGUUACGGGCGGGAGAAUGUAAGCCCAGUAUCAGAUGCGGCGGCUGUGCGCAGGUGGGAUGA